CGUGUCCGCUUCUCUCACGUCCAUACGCGUAAGGAAAACCUUCCCCUCCCUGGCCUCUCGCAAUCUCUCGCUUAGUCGGGGUCGCGUGAGGGCUCUGGAAAUCUCCGUCGUUAUAUUUGCAGUGCAUACAGGAAGAUGAAUUAAUCCCUCUUUCUAUGCUGACAUAUAGUUUUUCCACUUCUCAACACGAACUUGUGAGUUUUAGGGCUUACUGGGGAAUCUUGUGAUACUGAGAUGGUAAAGAGGUUCACAGAUCACUCCAAGGGUUUGAGAUUCUUCUGCCAGGAGAUCUGUCAGCGUUUUCAGGAUGAUUAAUUGGAACGAUCCGGACCAGGUUGGUGAUGCAUUUUGGGGUGAGCAAAAAGAAAUAGAAGACCAUAUAGUGCCCCAACCUAAGGAACAUGAUGGAAAUAGUUUCAGCAAGUUUGAAAGGUGUAGCAGGAACCAGAGGUGCGAAGAUGAUUGUGGAACAAAAAACAAUUUUCUCGUUUGUAACGUGAAAAAUGGCUCCAGUAGUAACACAAAUCAGGAAUUCAACGAUGCAAGCAUUGAUAUGGAUUCAUGGCCUGAUUUGCCUAACUUAGGCAUGGCAUUUGGUGGAUGCUUCAAUGAUGAAAUUGCUCAAGAUUCUGUUGUAACUGGAUUGGUGACUCACCUUGCUGAUACCGUCGAUCUGAAAUCUAUGGGGGGUUUUAUGGAAGAAUACAAACACUCUGGUGGAAUUCUUCGUGACAAGGCCUCGCCAUCUUUAAGCCGAACAUCUAUUCUCUUGAGUAGCAAUGAGAUGCAGCUGGAUGGUGAGCCUGAUUUUUUUGGGAAUGAUGAAAAUGAAAACGACAAUUUUAUGGACUAUGAUUGGGCCAUUGAAGACUUUGGUGAUCUUGAUAAGAUGUUUAGAAACCAUGAUUCAAUAUUUGGAAAUGAAAUGAUUGCCAACCCUGAUACCUUUCUCAAUGCAUCUGCAGAGUUAAUUAGCUGCACUUCCCAAUCUAUUCCGGUGCCUGAUAUUCCAAUAUCCAGAGAACAAGAUUGGGAAGAAGGCUAUUCCUCUCAUCAUUUAGGUGAACAUUCUAAUGUAGAAGUGAACCAUUUGAAGAAGGGGAAGGCAGAUAUAGAAAAUCAAACUUUUAGGACUAUGAAGAAGAAGCAGGAAGAAAAAGGAAAAGGCGGAUCUUCACAAGCCGUGAAUAAUAUAUCAUUUAAUAAAAACCAACAAUUAUCAAGCCCUAGACUGCAAGCUUCAACUGUGAAUCCUCUAUCAACAUUUCAAUCCCAACCCUUGGAACAACCAAACACAUCUCAUCCUGUCAUGCUCACAGAUUACGGAUAUCCCACAUAUCAGUUACAUGGUAUGCCAUUUCCCCCACAAAUCCAUCCAAUAGGGAACCAUCUAAAUUUCUCGAAGCAUCAAAAAUCCGUCGUAACUGCUUCUAAACCAUUGGGUAUGACCCCUCGAGAAAAGAUCGAAAAACUGAGACGAAGGCAGCAAAUGCAAGCUAUGCUUGCCAUUCAAAAGCAACGAGAGCAAUAUAAUCAUCAAAUCUCUGGUGCUGAUGAAGCUCCCUCGAUGGCCUAUUUGCAAAAUAACCAGAAUCAGGGUCUAGCCAGAGCCACUGCUGUUGGGGAAGAGCAUGCACGAAAGCUUUCAUCAUCAGAUGCUAGCAGUCUGGCAGACCAAGAUCAGUCUCAGAUGAUUUCUUCUUCGCUCGGCGACCGCUCCGUAGAAGAAACCAUAUAUUUUCAGCUACUAGAUGCCAUGGGAAAGUUGGACAUGAAUGUUAGGCUCAGCAUUCGUGAUAGCUUGUAUCGUCUAGCCAGAAGUGCCAUGGAAAGGCAAAAAAAUAGUGACAGAAGCAGCACUAACAAGAGCAACCAGGAAGAAGACAAGAUUUCUACAGACGAAGAAUCAAACAACAAGAACAGAUAUUCGAGGUUGCUAGACUGUGAGGCAGUCACCAAUCCUAUUGACCGGAUUGUCGCCCACCUUCUCUUUCACAAUCCUUCUGGGUCAUCUGUUAUGCCCAUGGCAGAUGCAGGUAUGUCCAUGGCAGCCACUUCUAUGUGACCCCGAGAAUUCAUUAAAAACUGGAUGGUUUAUCUUGUAAAUUACUUGGCAGCCUCACACUAAUUAAGUUGAAGCAAAGUCUAUGAAGAGGUGUGAGAAACAAACUACUCAUUCAAAUAUUAACUGAGGGAAGUUCCCAUUGUUAUUUUCUAACAAUUGUCAUUCCAUUUCCUUCUUGUUUGUUGAUUCCUGGUUUUCCUUCAAUGUGAAGAAGUCGUGUCGAGUCUAUGUUUAUCCAAGUUUAUACAUAUAGCCUCUGUAUAGUUUACUUGUACGUGUAUCGUCUAUGGUUGUCUUAGUGGUCGUGCUAAUUACUUCUGUAAAACUUAAAUAAAGCACCAAAUUGUU
Molecule: messenger RNA, 2413 nt
Organism: Phalaenopsis equestris
Lineage: Eukaryota; Viridiplantae; Streptophyta; Magnoliopsida; Asparagales; Orchidaceae
Product: protein LNK2
Exons: 7
Coding region: 308-2065 (585 amino acids)
Biological process (GO): circadian rhythm; regulation of DNA-templated transcription
Source: RefSeq, a predicted model, not a curated record